Messenger RNA from Xyrauchen texanus (razorback sucker), 3364 nucleotides. RefSeq names its product EF-hand domain-containing protein D2-like. The transcript is spliced from 4 exons. Lineage: Eukaryota; Metazoa; Chordata; Actinopteri; Cypriniformes; Catostomidae. Bases 249 to 947 code for a protein of 232 amino acids. The record is from RefSeq and is a predicted model, not a curated record. Gene Ontology annotation, molecular function: calcium ion binding.
GAUCACGAAGUUGUCGUCACACGCACGAGCGCUGUCAGUAUAAACCGCUCAGCUUACAGACUUGUAUCCCUUCACCGAGCAGUAAGUUCGAUGAUUUGCAUUCUAACACCUAUUUAACCGCAUGGUUAUCUGAAUCUGGAUUUUACGCACUGAACCUUAUAUGGACAGCGCGCUUUGCAGCACUCUGCGUGUUUUUUCCACGGUAUUUACCCAAUAGGUAUUAGUUAUUUAAAAAUAAAAAAUAAGAAAUGGCAACGGACGAGCUUUCAUCGAAGCUGAACCGUCGGCUGCUGAUCGAGGAUGGCGCGCACGAGCCGUUGCAUUUGGACGGGGCUCAAGAGAACGGAGCGCACGAGAAAGCGGCCACGGCCAGCGCGGAUUCGGAGCUUGGAGCGAAACUGCAGCGGCGCGGGGAGCUGAACGAGGGUGUCGGUGAACACCAGCUACCUAGCAUGAAGGUGUGCAACCCAUACACCGAGUUCAAGGAGUUCUCGAGGAAACAGAUCAAAGACAUGGAGAAGAUGUUCAAACAGUAUGAUUCAGAGAAAGAUAACUUCAUCGAUCUGAUGGAGCUGAAGCUGAUGAUGGAGAAGCUUGGAGCGCCACAGACUCACCUGGGGCUGAAGAACAUGAUCAAAGAAGUAGACGAGGACUUAGACGGCAAACUCUGCUUCAGAGAGUUCCUCCUUAUCUUCAGAAAAGCAGCCGCAGGAGAGCUGGCUGAGGACAGUGGGCUUCAUGUCUUGGCACGCCUGUCAGAGAUUGAUGUGUCAACUGAGGGAGUGAAGGGGGCCAAGACAUUCUUUGAGGCUAAAGUGCAUGCAAUUAAUGAAUCAAACCGGUUUGAGACGGAAAUCCGUCAGGAACAGGAGGAGAAGAAACGGCAGGCGGAUGAGAAGAAACACAGACAAGCUGCUUUUAAAGAGCUGAAGUCAGCCUUCAAAUAACCACCACACCUCAACAGCCUCAACUUACCAUGUCUGUCUGUCAGUUCAUCAAAGAGCCCCCUAACCAUAGAUACUAUGCAAGGCUGUGAAAUGCUUUGAUAUCAAUGCAGAAUCAUCUUCCUGUGAGAGGGAAACCUGUGUAGUUUGUGCUCAUAACUGGAUCUAACACAUCAGUCAUUUUAAAAAAAAAUAAUUGUUUUGCUUCUUUUAUCUUGCUCCCUCUCUCUCUCUCUCUGGCUCAUUUUGAAUGUGAAGCCAGACAUUAACGUCAGUACACUGGAUUGGAUUUGUUCAAAUCUGUUUCAAUUGCAUGUUUUAUAUGUACUGUACAUGUAUUGUAGUUCUAACAUCAUUGUUCUGUGUCAGUCUCAUUUUAGGUUGAAUGGCUUGUUUCAAAUCACUCGUGGGUUGCUGAGAUUUAAUUUUAACACUUUAAAUGGCAAUUUGGAGUUUUAAAGUGUUUUUAAUAAAUUGUAUGCUAUAUCCAAUCCGUUGUUUCUUAUCAGUGGCACAACUGUCAGACAUAAUUUCCUGUGUAAUCAGGACACGCUUUCACUGUACCGUUACUAAUUAAAUUUGCACGGUGUCUAUUUGAACAUGAAAGCACAAAGCAUUAGUGUACAUCCGGUUCAGACCUGCUCUCACAGAUACAUGAUAUAAUUAGAUCUUAAAAUAUUCUGUAUUUUUGUGUUUCUAUAUUGUAUUUUUGCAUGGUCACUGUGAUGUAAUUUCCCUUUGACAGUAAAUGUGGCACACACAAGCUCACAAACUCAUCUAUUCAGUCAAAAUUGCAAUACGAAUUAUGUAAAUUUGAAAGUAUUUAACAAAAGAACAGUCUCUGACUGCUUCUGGACCUCUGCAAUCUGUGCCACUUUGUGUGCUAAACAAGUAAAUGUUAAAUCAGAGGGAUGAGUUAAAUUCAACUCCUCAGCUCUGUUAAGUAUAAACUUCCAGCAUGGCUAAACUAAAUCAAGUUCUGGCUUGCAAAUAUUUAUCUUUGUAUGGCCAACAUUCCAAGCCUUUCACAGCACCACAAGCACAGUGAAAUUAGAUGAAAGCAACAGUGUAUUGUUCUUAGAAUCAAGUCAUUAUUUGAUAGAGAAACAGACAUGCUAUUAUAAAGAACCAGUGCAUGUGUUCCAAUAUUGAAAAGAAGGAAAUGUCAAAUAUGUUUGAAUGGAUUCUGACAUUUCUUAUCCUUUUUUUUCUUUUUUUUUUCUUUUCUUUUUUUAAUAUUUAGUUUAAAAGAAAUACUAAUAGAUUUCACCAACAAAGUUUACUGUGAUCUAAAAAUGAGGGAAACAUUUCUAAUGGAUACCCACAAAGGAAUCAUUCACUAGCCUAAUACAUUGAAAUAUGACUUUUGUGGUCAUGUAAUUGAGAAACUAAUGUAUAUGGCAGUACACUGUGGCUAAGGAAACUGAGAUGCUAUGUGUAAAGACAAAUCUAUAUUUUCAUGUAAUGAAAAUUUUACAUUUAGUUUUGUAUGGAAAGGGCUUUUGUGUAAAUUUUUAUUUUGUCUAUUAUCUUGUCUCCCUUGUAUUCUACAUGUAUCAGAUACUUACAUUUUUUUCAUGACAAUCUGUACUACACGCGGGCAAAAUGUUCCAAGUCACUGGUAACAUUCUUGUUUGCUCACUAGUUCUGUGAAUAUUCAAAUAGUACGAGAAUGAAUAUUUGUCUCUCUGUCGUCCGCUCCUACAGUGCAUCCAUGUUCAUGUUUUUCCUUUUAAAUUGUAAGUUACUGUUCCACUGAAAAAUAGUUUGAAUACUAGAUGUUAAGAUUAAAGAAUAGUAAUGUAGAUGUUAAUUAUUGGUGAAAGAGGAACCAAAGUUGACGGAUGAAACCAAUCAAACAGCUUGCUGCAAUCUGUUAGAAGCCAUAAACCAUUCUGUUAAUUGUUUUGAAAGAUUUUGGUUGUUCUAUUGUGCCAAAUGUAUUAGCAGUUCAGUACUGCAUUAGGCUUCAGUAUAACACUCUGUAAUUUCUCUGAAAUCCAUCAUAACAUUUCUGAUCAACAGACCUUAAUCUCAAUGAAUAUUCAAAGAGCAUUUUAGAAUUUGGUCUAAACAUCACUGAUCUACAGUGUUCAUUAUUAUGUUUUUGUUGUUACUUUUGAUGAUAGUUAAGAACCCUCUUUAUAAUUUUUGGUUUUAUAAUUAAUAUUUGUAUAUCUGAAUAAUUACAAUACAGCUCUGGCUGUAUUAUCUCAAAGAUACGAUUUCCACUUAGGAUUUCAGUAAAAAUCUGUUCUUUCCCAGAAAAAUAACACAGUAAGAAAAAACAUUUAUUUGAUCAUGUUUGUUGUUUAAUGUAAUGACAGAAGGAUGAGAAAAAACUGUGUUUUCACUAUAUAUAUAUAUAUAUAUAUAUAUAUAUAUAUAUAUAUAUAUAUAUAUAUAUAUAUAUAUAUAUA